Molecule: messenger RNA, 978 nt
Organism: Sipha flava (yellow sugarcane aphid)
Lineage: Eukaryota; Metazoa; Arthropoda; Insecta; Hemiptera; Aphididae
Product: mitochondrial glycine transporter B-like
Exons: 7
Coding region: 44-931 (295 amino acids)
Biological process (GO): glycine import into mitochondrion
Cellular component (GO): mitochondrion
Molecular function (GO): glycine transmembrane transporter activity
Source: RefSeq, a predicted model, not a curated record
UAUAGACUUUAAAUAUUUUUGUUUUAAAAUUAUACUUCUUAAUAUGAAAUCUACAGUAGACGACAAUGAGUCAAAUAAUAAAAAUCAUUAUAGUAAUAAUUUAACAUUACCAACAUUUUUUCAUGAGCAUCCAAUAAUAAAAUCAAUUUUUGCUGGAUCUGUGUCAGGACUUUUUUCUACAAUUAUAUUUCAACCACUUGAUGUUGUUAAAACAGUCUUACAAGAUCCUAGGAAUGAUAAUAAAUUAGGAUUAAUGAAUGCCACAAAAUUAGUCUGGCAACAAGAAUCAUUUUUUGGAUUUUGGAGGGGAUUAUCACCAUCUCUUGCCCGCAAUAUUCCAGGAAUUGCUAUUCAUAUAUCACUUACUCAAUUAAUUAAUUCAUAUUUAACAAAAAAUAGUGAGACUUCAAUGGCCAAAUCUGGACUAGCUGGAUUUAGUGCGCGAUGUAUUACUGUGUCAUUAUUAAUGCCUUUCACCGUUUUGAAAUCUAGAACUGAAUGUGGUCAGUACCAUUAUGCUACUUUAACUAGUGGUUUAUCUGGAAUUCGUUCAUCUGAAGGCUGGAAAGCUUUGUGUCGUGGAUGGAUACCGACCAUUUUACGAGAUGCUCCAUUUUCUGCACUAUAUUUUAUGUUUUUUAUUAAAUUUAAAAAUAUAGAAUUGUUUGAAGAUAGAAAAAAACCGUACUAUACUUUUGGGUGUGGUCUCUUAGCUGGAGGAAUAGCAUCUUGCAUUACUCAUCCAUUUGAUGUAAUUAAAACUACUCAGCAAGUUUCAAAAGAUAAUAUUCCACUACUUGAUGCAAUUGUUUUAAUAAAACAAAAGUAUGGAUUAAUGGGUUAUAUGAAUGGACUUUCUCUUCGAAUUCUAAGACGAUCAUUAAUAGCUGCAAUUACUUGGACUAUAUUUGAUAAAUUAACCUAUACUUAAUUUAUUUUUAUUUAUUUAUUUAUUUUAAAUUGAAAAAAAAUCUUCCC